AGAAGCCCAUGGAGGCCUUACAGUUGCAGAGUUUGUUUCCCAGAACAUUAUCCACACUUUCAUCAUCUCCAAGAGCAAGAACAUCAUCAUCAUCAUCAUCAUUGCAACUCAACAUCUUCAUUAGCAACCAUAAAGCAUUGAGCUUGACCUCAUCAUCUUCUUGUUCUUCACCCGUGGCUGUUAGAGCAGGAUGGUUCUCGGGCCUCACAGACAGCAAGAACAAGAAGAUGGGUUUGCCUGAGACAGUGAAAGCAGGUGACCCAGUUCUGCAUGAGCCUGCAGAGGAUGUGGAUCCCAAUGAGGUUAGGUCUGAGAGGAUUCAGAAGAUCAUUGAUGACAUGAUCAGGGUCAUGAGAAAAGCUCCUGGUGUUGGCCUUGCUGCUCCCCAGAUUGGUGUUCCAUUAAGGAUAAUUGUUUUGGAAGAUACCACAGAAUAUAUUGGUUAUGCACCAAAGGAAGAGGUCAAAGCUCAAGAUAGAAGACCUUUUGAUCUUUUGGUGAUCCUGAAUCCCACACUCCUGAAAAAGAGCAACAAGACUGCCCUAUUUUUUGAAGGAUGCCUAAGUGUUGAUGGAUUCAGAGCAUUGGUGGAGCGACAUCUUGACGUCGAGGUCACCGGUUUGGAUCGUUAUGGCGAACCAAUCAAAGUAACAGCUACCGGUUGGCAGGCGCGGAUUUUACAACACGAGUGUGAUCACUUGGAAGGAACUCUUUAUGUUGACAAGAUGGUGCCUAAAACUUUCAGAACAGUAGAAAACCUGACCCUGCCUCUUGCUAAGGGGUGCCCCAAACUCGGCUCUCGCUAGCUCCGGUUGCAACCAUCCUCGGCGGCUGUGGCCACGGCCGGCCGUGCACAUGUUACUAGUAGAAGAAUGCUAGAUCAAUGUCUUUUCAUCUACUUCUUCCACCUUGAUUUCUAAUGAAAAUGUCCUGGUCACAUUAUUCUAGUUGUCUAUCAUUGUUGUAGGGUAUGAAAUCAAUGUCAUUUGUAGAUCCUAAAUGCUAUUUACAGCUAAAUCAAAUCAAAUAAAAAUCUAUAUGAA
Arachis duranensis is the source of this 1043-nucleotide messenger RNA. RefSeq names its product peptide deformylase 1A, chloroplastic. Gene Ontology annotation, cellular component: mitochondrion; chloroplast. The record is from RefSeq and is a predicted model, not a curated record. Gene Ontology annotation, molecular function: peptide deformylase activity. The transcript is spliced from 4 exons. Gene Ontology annotation, biological process: N-terminal protein amino acid modification; peptidyl-methionine modification. NCBI's taxonomy places the organism in Eukaryota, Viridiplantae, Streptophyta, Magnoliopsida, Fabales, Fabaceae. Bases 9 to 806 code for a protein of 265 amino acids.